AUGACAUACAAGAAAGACACGAUGGACGACGAUUACGGUGCAGACGAUGAGCUUCUAGCUGCCAUGGCCGCCGCUGAUCCAGCACCUGUCGCACGACCAACACCGGCAAAGAUCCAGCAGCCAACGCCGCAACGUCUCGACAAGGCGCCCCCUUCUGCCUCAAGCGCAGGAAAAGUCGUGCAGCCAACACCUCAGGCUCUACCACAGAAGCAAUCUGGUUCGACUAUAUUGGUGUCGCCGCGACAGAGAGGAAAUCCCGUUCUUACGAGUAUUCGGUCUAUGCCGUGGGAGUACAGCGAUAUUCCGGCCGACUAUGUCUUGGGUUUGGGCACAUGCGCUCUGUUUUUGAGUCUCAAGUAUCAUCGUCUUCAUCCUGAGUACAUCUACACGCGAAUCCGUAAUCUCCAAGGCAAAUACAACCUGCGCAUCCUCCUGACAAUGGUCGACAUCCCCAACCACGAAGCAUCUCUCAAAGAACUCUCCAAAACUUCCUUAAUCAACAACGUAACCCUGAUUCUAUGCUGGUCUGCCGCCGAAGCCGCGCGCUAUAUCGAACUCUACAAAAGUUACGAGAACGCCACCUUCGGCGCUAUCAAAGGCCAGCAACCGUCCAGUUAUGGUGAGAAGCUGGUUGAAUUCGUUACUGUGCCGAGAAGUUUGAAUAAAUCGGAUGCUGUUGCUGUGGUAAGCAAUUUUGGAAGUUUGAGAAAUGCCAUAAAUGCAGAUGCAGAGCAGCUGGGUAUGCUUAAUGGAUGGGGAGGUAUCAAGGUUAAGAAGUGGGUUAAUGCAGUUGAUGAGCCUUUCCGAGUAAAGAAAGCUGCGAAAAGAGGUGCAAAGGCUUCCGAAAGGACGGCGAGACUUGAUCAAGCUCUGCCUCUUUCUCGAGUGCCUCUAAGAGACAUGCCGGCAGCUACAGCAGCGGUCGCAUCAUCUUCGCGACAACCUCCUGCAGGAGAAACGUCUUCUGAGAAACCGAACAAUGAAGCGCCGAAGCAGUUCCAAUUUAUGGACGACACUGAUGAUGAAGACGAUGAAGAAGCGAUGCUUGCUGCUGCUAUUGAAGCAUCGAAGAAGACUGCCCAAACAGAAGAGGCCAGUCGUACGAGCCAGGCGGAUAAAGAUGAGCAGCUUAGUGGAGGUAUUGCUGCUGCUCUGGCGAAAUUGAGAGACAAAGACUAG
Messenger RNA from Fusarium coffeatum, 1179 nucleotides. RefSeq lists its product as uncharacterized. The coding region runs from base 1 to 1179 and encodes 392 amino acids. Gene Ontology annotation, cellular component: nucleus; ERCC4-ERCC1 complex; nucleotide-excision repair factor 1 complex. Gene Ontology annotation, biological process: mitotic recombination; UV-damage excision repair; meiotic mismatch repair. The record is from RefSeq and is a predicted model, not a curated record. The transcript is spliced from 2 exons. NCBI's taxonomy places the organism in Eukaryota, Fungi, Ascomycota, Sordariomycetes, Hypocreales, Nectriaceae. Gene Ontology annotation, molecular function: damaged DNA binding; single-stranded DNA binding.